GCACCCGCCGCGCAGCCGCAGCCCCCGCGCGCGGUGGUGAAGAAGGUCGAGGUGAAGGCUGUGCCGAAGCCGAGGCCGCAGCCGGCCAAGCCAGCGGCAGUGGCGGCCAACAAGCAGGCAGCGCCGGCGCAGGGGCUGCCUGCGAGCAGCCGAUGGGUCAGGGGAGCGCCGGUGGCGUUCGACGGCGCUGGCCGCGAGAUGUGCGGCGACUUCCAGAGGGGCGACUGCCAGCGGGGAGCCCGUUGCAGGUUCUCCCAUGGGGGCGCGAGCUCCGCGUGGGGGGGAGCGGCCGCGCCAGCAGACGAGGCCGCUGAGCCGGCAGAGGCGGCGUGGACGCCGCGGGCAGCUCGCUUAUUCAACAUCCCGCCCAGCCAGCCAUCACAAGGUGCGCCCGCCGAGGCGCCGGCGUCGGGCGCCCCGGCGCCGCUGUCGCAGGCCCCCCUGCGGGGCCACAGCCUGCCGCCGCCGCCCGCAGAUGCCGCCG
Prorocentrum cordatum is the source of this 484-nucleotide messenger RNA. The record is from the annotation of a GenBank genome assembly. NCBI's taxonomy places the organism in Eukaryota, Dinophyceae, Prorocentrales, Prorocentraceae.